Planococcus citri (citrus mealybug) is the source of this 1941-nucleotide messenger RNA. It is a transcript of the gene ifc, whose product is annotated as delta4-sphingolipid-FADS-like protein ifc. The transcript is spliced from 7 exons. The coding region runs from base 367 to 1329 and encodes 320 amino acids. Gene Ontology annotation, cellular component: membrane. Gene Ontology annotation, molecular function: sphingolipid delta-4 desaturase activity. Gene Ontology annotation, biological process: ceramide biosynthetic process. Lineage: Eukaryota; Metazoa; Arthropoda; Insecta; Hemiptera; Pseudococcidae. The record is from RefSeq and is a predicted model, not a curated record.
GCAACUUAGCAACUUCGUUUCGCGUCAGUGGAACGAAAAUGAUAAGAAGUUGCUCGGUUAUUGGCUGGAACUAGCAACCAAAUCAAAAUUUUUUGAUUUGGUUGCCAAGUUGCCAGUUGCUGGUUGCUAGUUGCUGCUUAUGUAGAUGUCGACUCAAACUCAUUUGAUCACGCGAGUGACAGACACACCGCCAGACAGUUAGGGUUACACAGUAAUUAAAUCAAGAACUGCUACACCGGAUAGAAAAUAACACCGGUUAUAAUUAAUUUCAACGAACGCUACAAACGUAAAUCCUAAUCGUAUAUUCGACAUGCCCUAAUCGAGUAUUCUACACUACCGGCAAUUCAUUUCACAUAUAAAGUUAUCAUGGGUGCCAAAGUUUCUAGAACGGAUUUCGAGUGGUCUUACACCGAAGAACCUCACGCUAGUCGACGUAAAUUAAUUUUGGAGAAAUAUCCUCAAAUAAAAGAACUAUUCGGUCCAGAUCCGAGAUUCAAGUGGAUCGUUACGUGCUUAGUGUUGUUUCAGAUAUCGACAUUAUUUUUUAUACAGCAUUUAUCAUGGCCAUCUACACUUAUUCUGGCUUACUGCUUCGGUGGUGUGAUAAAUCAUACGUUGAUGUUAGCAAUCCACGAAAUAGCUCAUUCAAUGGCGUUCGGACCAAAUUACCCAAUGAGGAACAAACUAUUCGGUUUAUUCGUCAAUUUCCCCAUACCGUUUCCAUUCUCGGUCACUUUCAAGCAUUAUCAUCUAAUGCAUCAUCGAUAUCAAGGAUGUGAUGUCAGAGAUACAGACAUUCCAACAUCGUUGGAGGCGAAAUUAUUCUGCACAACAUUCGGUAAACUGAUCUGGAUGACGCUGCAGCCAUUCUUUUACGCCUUCAGACCGAUGUUCAUGUGUCCAAAAAUCCUAGAUAAAAUGGAACUAUUGAACGUUGUAACUCAGCUUUCUUUCGAUUACUUUGUAUACCAGGUUUUUGGUAUGAAAGUAUUGAUGUAUUUAACUAUCGGUUGUCUCUUCGCUAUGGGUUUGCAUCCGGUAGCUGGUCAUUUUAUAUCGGAGCAUUAUAUGUUUCAAAAAGGAUUCGAGACGUAUUCUUAUUACGGUAUAUUGAACUGUAUCACAUUCAAUGUGGGUUAUCACAAUGAACAUCAUGACUUCCCCUUCGUCGCUGGAUCAAAAUUACCUCUAGUGAGAAAAAUGGCUCCAGAAUUCUACGAUAAUCUUCCCCAUCACGAUUCAUGGUGCGCUGUGCUCUACGACUUCGUCACCGAUCCUGAUAUCGGUCCUUACGCUCGUAUUAAAAGGAAAAGUGCAAAAUUAGAUUAAGCUACUUAGCAAAAAAUAUCCUCUUAAUAUUCAAUUCGCAUUUUUUUUUGUUGUGAAAAACUAGCUUUAACAUUUUUUUUUCUCUCUCUAGUUACCAGGUAAUUGUGAAAUGUAACGUGUAGUCAACUUUGAACUUUCUUUACGUAAUUUUUUUUUCAUUUUAAAUGUCAAUUAAUAUACUAAGACAACUUGAUAAUUAUUAUGUGAGGAGAAUAUGUGAAUUGUGAUCGUUUAAUAUUGAUAUCUAUUUUUUAAGUUGUCUCAGGAGGGGUCAGUUCCAUCGCCAGGAGUUCGAUUCCAAAAAAUAGAAAACUGGUGAUUUCUUAAAUCUUCCUUAGCUACACGAUAAUUUAUAUUUUUCCAUUUUUUAGUUGGUACAACCUGGAUGGGAACUAGAUAGAUUUACAUGAUUUUUAAUCGCAGUAAUCUAACCUUUGCUGCUCUCUAUUAGUUAAAUAUACCUAUACGUAUUAUAUUUCGAAGAAAUAUACUUAAUUUUAAAUUAGAGUAAGUUGAUAGGUACUUCUACUUGGACUGUUUUCCUUCUACUUCUAAAAUUGUACGUAUUUUUUCGAAAGACAUUUUAAUACGCAUUGACUCGUGUAAACGUAA